UCUACCUGCAAGUUAAAGGCCAAGUUCAAUCUUAGCGGAUACAAGGAUGUGGAGAAGAAGAAGGUGGUUAUUGGGGGGAUGUUUCCAGUUCACCAGCGGAUUUCCUCUGCCGACAGCAACACCUCAAGUAGUCCCGUCUCAUCAGGGUGCGAGGGGUUUAACUUUCGCACAUUCCGCUGGACCCAGACAAUGCUGUUUGCAAUUGAGGAGAUCAACCGGCGCACGGACCUGCUGCCUGACACGGACCUGGGCUACGUCAUCUAUGACUCCUGCUUCACCAUCUCCAAGGCUGUGGAGGGCACCCUCACCUACCUGACAGGCCAGGACGAGGCUGUGCCCAACUACCGCUGUGGUACAGGGGCCCCCCUCGCCUCUCUGGUGGGGGCGGGGGGCUCUGAUCUGUCUAUUGCCACUGCCAGGAUACUAGGACUCUAUCACUUCCCACAGGUCAGCUACUCUUCUUCCUGCUCAGCACUGGAGAGCAAGUUCCAGUUCCCCACCUUCCUGAGGACCAUACCCAGUGACCACCACCAGUCUGCAGCUAUGGCCCAGUUGGUGCUGCACUUUGGUUGGACCUGGGUAGGCACCAUAGCCGCCGAUGAUGAUUACGGAAAGUACGGCAUCAGGGAAUUCAAGGAGCUGGUGGAGGAGGCGGGGGUUUGCAUCUCCUUCUCUGAGACUCUGCCCAAAGUGAGUUCUCCAGAGGACAUCCAGCGCAUAGUAGACACAGUGAUGGAGUCCACAGCAAAGAUUAUUGUGGUCUUCUCCUCAGACGUGGACCUCAGUCCUCUCAUUGUGGAACUGCUCAGACACAACGUCACCAACCGGACCUGGAUUGCGAGCGAGGCCUGGGUCACCUCUGCUCUCAUUAACCAGCCAGGGGUGAGCUCAGUGUUGGGUGGUACCCUGGGCUUUGGGGUUAGGAGAGCUAAUAUUCCUGGUCUUCAGCGCCAUCUACUGGACACGGAUCCAUAUGCUGAUCCACUCAACGUGGAGUUCUGGGAAACGGUGUUUAACUGUACAUUGGACUACAGAAAGGCCCUGAAACAGACCAGAGAGGUGUCCAUGUCAGCUAGUGGUACCCUGUCCAGAGGGGUGAGGGGGGUUCCUGAUGGACUGUGUACAGGCCUAGAGUCCCUGAAGCAGCUCAAUAACACUUACACUGAUGUCUCCCAGCUACGACUCACCUACAAUGUGUACAAGGCAGUGUAUGCAGUGGCCCACGCCUUACACAACCUGGAACACUGUGUGUCUGGACAGGGGCCAUUCAACAGAAACAGCUGUGCUGAGAUCUCUAACUUUGAGCCAUGGCAGUUGAUGUACUAUCUGAAGAAUGUGCAUUUCAACGUUCCCCACACAGAAGAGGAGAUACUAUUUAAGGAUGGGGACAUAGAUGGCUACUACGAAAUCAUUAACUGGCAGGUCCGAGGUGAAGGGUCAGUGUCUUAUGUCCCUGUGGGCACCUACAAUGGCACAGCACCCCAUCAGGCCAGGAUGACCAUACUGAAUGAAUCCAUUAUGUGGAAUAAUGAAGUAUUGGACCCUCCUCGGUCAGUGUGCAGUGAAGACUGUCAGCCAGGCACCAGAAAGGGUAUCAGGCAGGGAGAGCCUGUGUGCUGCUUUGACUGUAUCCCCUGUGCUGAAGGCGAGGUCAGCAACACAACCAAUGCCCGUGAAUGUAUCCAGUGUGGCGAGGACUACUGGUCUAAUGUUGCCCGUGACACCUGCAUCCCCAAGACCAUUGAGUUCCUGGCUUUUGGACAGCCUCUGGGGAUCACCCUCAUUGUCAUCUCUGCCUUCGGGGCCCUGGUCACCAUAGCUGUGGGGGGGGUGUUUAUCAUCCAUCUUGGCACUCCCCUGGUGAAAGCCAAUGAUGCUCUCCUUAGUUUCUCUCUUCUGUUCUCCCUGAUGGUGACCUUCCUCUGCUCCAUUGUCUUCCUCGGAGAGCCCCAACCCUGGAGCUGCAUGACCAGCCAAGUAGCCCUGGCUCUGGGUUUCGCCCUCUGCCUAUCCUCCAUUAUGGGUAAGUCAGUGGUGUUGAUGCUGAGGGCCCGCGCUCUGAAGGUGGCCCGCACCAAGGCCAAGGCAGUAGCCAAAGUGGGUAAAGCUGCCGCUGAGGCAGCCGACAACAGCGGCAGCCCGGAUGUAAUUGUAACCAACACAAAUAACAACACAGACGGUUGCGUAGGUGGGAACCCCGAAGUCGAUAUCCUCACCUUUACCCACCAGAGGGUAAUUGCUGUUGUGGCAACACUAAUUCAGGCGGUGGCCUGUACGGUUUGGCUCAUCAUCCUCCCACCAUAUCCUGUCAAAAACACAGCAGCCCAGAAUGUGAAGAUCAUCCUGGAAUGUGAUGAAGGUUCAGUAGUCUUCAUCUGCUGUAUCUUUGCCUAUGACAUCCUACUGGCUUUGUUGGCCUUCAUCUUUGCUUUCAUGGCACGUAAACUGGAGGACCACUUCAGUGAAGCAAAGUCCAUGACUUUCGGCAUGCUGGUCUUCUUUAUUGUGUGGAUCUCCUUCGUCCCUGCAUACCUUAGCACGCGUGGCAAGUUCAUGGUCGCCGUCCAGAUCUUCGCUAUCCUUGCCUCCAGUUUCGGCUUGCUGGCCUGCAUAUUCCUACCCAAGUGCUACGUCCUUUUGGUCAAACCUGAACGCAACAUCGAGGAGCGGAUGAGGCCCCGUUCCAAACCACGCGAUGGCAUGUCAAGCGGGACCUCGGCCUCCCUGGCUACGACUGCUACAGAGGUCAAUGCCACAACUGCCUCAACUGCUAUUGAUGAUUAA
Lampris incognitus (smalleye Pacific opah) is the source of this 2784-nucleotide messenger RNA. RefSeq names its product vomeronasal type-2 receptor 1. Gene Ontology annotation, cellular component: membrane. The transcript has 14 exons. The coding region runs from base 79 to 2784 and encodes 901 amino acids. Lineage: Eukaryota; Metazoa; Chordata; Actinopteri; Lampriformes; Lampridae. Gene Ontology annotation, molecular function: olfactory receptor activity; G protein-coupled receptor activity. The record is from RefSeq and is a predicted model, not a curated record. Gene Ontology annotation, biological process: G protein-coupled receptor signaling pathway.